Diachasmimorpha longicaudata is the source of this 6178-nucleotide messenger RNA. RefSeq lists its product as uncharacterized. Bases 472 to 5190 code for a protein of 1572 amino acids. Gene Ontology annotation, biological process: protein phosphorylation; positive regulation of kinase activity; cell surface receptor protein tyrosine kinase signaling pathway. NCBI's taxonomy places the organism in Eukaryota, Metazoa, Arthropoda, Insecta, Hymenoptera, Braconidae. Gene Ontology annotation, cellular component: plasma membrane; signaling receptor complex. The transcript is spliced from 7 exons. Gene Ontology annotation, molecular function: ATP binding; transmembrane receptor protein tyrosine kinase activity. The record is from RefSeq and is a predicted model, not a curated record.
UUCUAUAGUCCAGUGCGGCAUGGGCUUGUGUACCAGGCGCUUCUUCAAAACAUUCCUAACAACUUUUAUAAACAAUAAUUAUUGCGUAUUAUGAUUGUUCCUUGACGUUGAAAGAAAACAUAUCUUGAUACUGUUAGAAAAUCUGGAAAGACGACAAAUUGUCGACAAUUGAAGCAACAAUGUUUUUUCAUUAGUUUUCCGGAGUGCUUGAUGAAUCCAAAAAGAAGGAUAAUCAUGAAAAAAUAAACAGUACAAAUUGUGACUUUUUUCAGUACUCAAAAUCGUGGAAUUGAGUGUUGAAACACAAGUGAGUGAGUGAAAGAUAGAAAGAGAGAAAUGAUUAAAAUCGGGAUAAAAACAAUCGUGAAAAAUGUAAUCGUAGAGUUGUGGUUUGUUAAAGAGAGUGAGGCUCCGUAGUGAGCUUAAGUGUUUUCGCUUUAGCAAAUAAAGUAGAGAAUUAUUUCUCACAGCAUGAAAAUGCUGGUAGGCCGUCUAGUGCUAGCAGGAACGGUAUUUCUACUGGUAAUUGGUGAUACGACAUCCAGGAGUCAGCUCCGAGAGGAAGUUGCGUCCAGGGAUCGACAGAUACUUGAAAAAGAUGCAUUUGGAGAUUACAGGCAGGGACGAAUGGGCCUUCAUACUGAGCCUCCGGCGAAUAAAGCUAAACGAGAGCAAGCACUCCGUCACAUUUUGGCAGCCAGAAGACGACAAAUACUAACACCAAAAUGGAUGGUAUCGAGAAAUCCAAAACCAAGUGCCAACGUAUCCAAGGAUUCCCUGGACAUGUUAGAGGGCCAGGAGACAAGACACGGUGUUUUUGUAACAGUGCCAAUGAGCGAUCAGAUAGAUGAAAUAGUUGAGGAAGAUGGAGGCAGAGAAAUAAAAUCAUCGACAAUGCAAAUUAUCGAGACACCAAUUGAAAAUCCAUCAAUAUUUAUUCCAGUUUUCAGCAAUACUACGAAAAAAGAUGUCAAUGUAUCGCGAAACUCAUCGAUAUUUUCAAGAAACCAGAAGAGCCCCGAUGAUGUCUCACGGAGGAAAAAUACGGUAGCAAUGCCAGAAUCACUUUACAAUCAUUUCAGGCCCGUGGAGAGUAAUAUUCCAUUAGAGGACAUGACGCAAUUCCUUUAUUUCGGGCAGAAAAUUCACCCUGAAAAUACGACGGGCAAUAACUCAAUGGAGAUGACAUCAGUGUCGCCAACAUUAAUCAACUCCCGAAGGAGAUUCAAUCCGAAGAGAUACGGUACAACUCUGAGUUCAAUUCCAAAACUUGAAGACAUUGUAAAUGAGGAAAUGGACAUUGGACUGGCGAAAUCAACAAUUGAGAGGAUUAAAAUUUUCAAGACAAAGAACGCAUUAAGAAAUACCGGAAUCUACUCUAGAAAAUCACCAGUGAGACCAUCAGAUCCCACAAUAGUCACGAAUGUUAUUUUAACGAAUAGAAAUAAGAGCGAGACAGAAGUGGACUCGUCCGCUCACGCAAACCAGCUGGCGAUUACCGAUCAGGGAAAAGGAAGUUUGACCCACUGGACCAGCGGCGGGACAGAUUCAACCCAGAUUCCUCAGAAGGUGCAGCAAGACAAUGGUCCGGAGAGUGAAAUCAUUGGAUCUGACGUUGCAACGACGAUACAUCCUACUGGUGAAUUGGUGAAUGAUUACCGGAAUGAUCAGUCAGUGUCAUCUGAUAAACAGGAUAAGUACUUGAGAAAUAAAAAAAAUGACUCAAUUUUCCGAAUUGACGGGGUUGAUGAGGUGACGAUGAAAGUGGCGUAUUUGGGUGAGAGAACAAGCACUGAGGUGAAUACCUUGGUCUCCACAACAGAGAAUGACAAGCUAAGUCGUCUAACAAAACUAUCAACCUGGAUGUCAAUUGAUCAAGUCACAACGUCAUUAUCUUUGUCAACAAAUGUCCCAGAGUUCAACGACCUUGCAUCAAAUACAUCCGGAUUAUCUGAUAAUCCUCGUCAGCAACCCCAGUCAUCGUUGAGAAUAGUAGUAACAGAGCCGAUAGCCGAGGAAUUAACGAGUGCACAAUAUGCAGAACGAAAUCAGAUACCCAUUACUCCCGUAAAUUUAACGAGUGCGUCAAUCACAACCCCAAAUCCUGUCAGCACAGGGGAGAUAUCGACAUUAGCAUUAAUAAAAAUAAUGAAUAAUUCAAGCAGUCUAAUUGCGACAAUCCCACCUGCCGUUUCAAUGCAUCCAUACACUUACACUAUAACAAAUCUAACUCGUUUAUUACGCAACUACACUGGACCUGGGCCAAAUGAGAAGACAACAGAAGUGACAGAACUGAAAAUCCCAGAAUCAGAAGAAGGAAAAGAAAAAGAUAAUGACGAUGAUGAUGAAGCUGGGCUCCUUCCUCCACUUUCCGGCAUUGUAGGUAUAGAAGCAGCGCGCGCGUCCGUUGGUGCCAGUGCUGAUCCGGCCGCCGUUGAAACCACAACGCUGGUGAAGGAAGGCGGUAGAAAAGUAACACAAAAGGAGAAUACGUCGCGUAAUAGUACUGUGAAUGCCAUUGAAUUAGAUUUAAUAACGGAAAAAACUGUGAAAACAACGGAUCCAAGUUAUUCACAUGGUGCAUCGAUUGUGCUUUGGAAUUACACAGGAAAUGCGAAUAAUGAGAGGGAGGGCAGUGGUGAUCGUAGAUUUAUGAGAAAAUCUGCAAGUGCUGUGUUGAAUCAACGUACAAGUGAGGAUAGAGAAUUUAAGAGACGACGUGGUGAUACGGGGAGUAGAAGGGUUAAGGGUUUGAAGAGUGAAGAAAGACAUCUGGAUUACAGGUCAAUGGACAAUAAAACAUUGAGUGACUAUGAGGUGAUUUUGCAUAACAAAACAGGGAAUAUUGAUGCCAUGGGGAAGCAACUUGACGACCAGACGACCCUGCCACCUUUCACAAUUCACUAUGUGCCAGCAGAGAGUAACAGUCAACAGUCAAUGCUCAACCGAACUGACAAAACUAUCAGCGGAGAUGACAAAUUAUCAGUCACUACAAUACCGAGUGAAUAUAGUAAAUUCAACGCUUCGAUGGAGACCUCGACAGUGGUGACGAUUAAAGCCUCGACAUUGAGGUCACUGGGUACAACAAUGAGAGAUGAAUCGACAUCAACCGCCGCGAGACCUCCGGUUUUUCCGGUAACACCGGUGAUUCUUAAUGGAUUGAAUAAGAUAACCAAGGACGAGCUGGACGUACCGCUUGAGACAGAUCGUUCGAAAAAUUUGGAGAAACCCUUUGGCAUUGAUAAAGAGUUGGAUCCUUCGGAAAUUCAAAAGAUGUAUCGAGCCCAGAGCACCUUGAAGCCCGAAGCAACCAUGACAACACUAUCCCCUGAAGUGACACUAACUGAGGGCAACUUGAUGACCUCUCAACCGAAGAUGGUAAAGACGACGCAAUCGCUGAUGGGUGAGAGAUCACGAGAAGUCAGAGGUAGAAAUCUCUCCGAUAAAACUAAAGACAAGGAUGAUAUACUUCCCAUAAUGCAACUGUACAAUAACUCCAAUAUCUUGAACGAGACAGUGAAAAAUUCUCAAGAAGAUAAAAGUACAUUAGCCACUCCAACGAGUCUAAUCUCUGAUCCCAGAACAUUGACAUCACCUCCACCAACGGAAGCUGUCACAGUGCAAACACCACUGGAGGAUGCUCUCAGUAAUAAACACUAUUGGCCAGUGGAUUCCAAAGAUGGUAUAGCUGGUAAUUCAACUCGAAUGAAUAAAAAUCGACAAGAAAUGAACCGGGAAGUUGAAGAUACCACUACCAAAUGGUUAAAUACAUCGACUUCCGCCAAUAAAACACGUGCAAGGCCACUUUUUUAUAAUUCAGGCCCACCGGAGUACAGUGGUUAUCAUCCUGAAUUGAAUGCAAGUUACAUCGAGAGUGGUAUGAUUGCUGAGAGCCCGAGGGAUGUAUUCAAUGUCAGUGAGGUCAUAACAAAGAGAAACGAUGGCGAUACCCUAGCCACCCAGGAGACUGUUGCAAUUGUUAGUUACAUCCUAGCUACAUUAGUUGUCUUUCCAAUAGCUGUUGGUGUUGGACUCAUCCUCAGAAGACUGAUCAUUAGAAAUCGAAAGGUGCUGGAGGAGUCGGAUACGUCAUCUGAGAUAAGCUGUAGAAAAGACGCUCUGAAUCUUGAGAAUGGGGAUUUCAAGACAUCGAUUGAAAAAGCGAUAACAAAAUUACCGAGGAUACAGCAUCUGGUGAGCCAGAAUGAGCUCAAGAAAAAUUGUCACGAGACUGAAAAAUCGCCGUCUCCGUCAUCGCAGGAGUCGCGCUGGGAGUUUUCACGUGAUAAGCUCAGAUUGCAAACGGUACUUGGCCAGGGGAAUUUCGGACAAGUUUGGAAAGCAGAGGCUGAUGAUUUAACCGGUCAUCAGGGAACAACGAGACUAGUUGCUGUUAAAACCGUUAAAGAGGGUGCAUCGGCCAGGGAGAAUGAGGACUUAGUCAGGGAGUUGGAAAUAAUGCAGCAGCUCGGCAAUCAUCCCAAUGUCGUUACGUUACUGGGCUGCUGCACUGAAGAAGAGCCGCAUUACUUAAUACUGGAAUACGUGAUGUAUGGCAAGCUGCUGGCAUACUUGAGAGAUCACCGAACCCGACAGGACUUCUACAAUUUCAGCGAGGAUUCCGCAGCCCUCACAUCUCGAGACCUCACCGUUUUUGGUUAUUGUGUUGCGAGAGGAAUGGAGUAUCUCGCAUCCAAAAAGAUAAUUCAUCGCGAUCUAGCAGCACGGAAUGUCCUAGUGGAUCACAACAAACUUUGUAAAAUAGCUGACUUUGGUAUGUCAAGAUUUGCCAAUGAGGAUGGUGAAUGCAUUGAGACGAGACACGGUAGAAAUGCUCUACCAAUCAGAUGGAUGGCACCAGAAUCCCUGAUUUAUUCACUAUUCACAACAAAAACAGAUGUAUGGAGUUUUGGCAUACUCAUGUGGGAAAUCGUAACCUUAGGUUCCACGCCGUACCCGGACAUGGCAGCGCGCGAGGUCAUGCGGAACGUACAGAAUGGCUAUAGGCUGGAGAGGCCCUCACACUGCCGCAGUGAGCUCUUCAGGGUGAUUGCCAGGUGUUGGCAUGCCGAUCCUGAUCGUCGGCCUGAGUUUCAAACACUCAGAAGGGAUCUUGCUCAGUUACUCGAGGAUAAUAUGAAUGGGCACUACGUUGAUCUUGAAAGUUUUGCCUCUGAAUGCGCGGACUGAGUAUUUUUCAUCUUUAAAAUUUCAAUAUUUAUAAUGACUAAAUUUCCGAUAUUUUGGUUACUGCUCACAAAGAGGAUUAUAUUCUAAAUAUUGUCAACAAAAAAUUUACUGACAGCUGUAUUUUUAUGCAAAUAUUAUACGCUUAUGCGUAUUUUAUCGUUUUAUAUCUCUAGUUAGACAACUUUAUACAAAUUCCUAAGAAUCAUCAACAUGAAUUAUUGGACCUGUAUUGCGAAAUUCAUUGCCUGCAAAUAUUUGUAUUCUUUCUUGCGUAUUAGUCCUUCAAGUGGUAUAUCAGGUGAUAUUUGCGCCAUUUUUCAAGAUGACCUUUAAUUUUUUCAUAAGUAAAUUUUAUGAGGCUGAAGAUGUACAAAAAAAGAGAUGAUGAGGGAGGGGAAUUUGCCUAUUGUAUCAAGUUAUUAAUUUCUCGUCAGUUUUCUCGAAUCAUCCUCCAUCGUUUUCACUGUAGCCUGAACGGCACGUUUUCAUCGUUCCAUUCGUUUAUUAUCAUUAUAUUACUCUUGUCAUGUGGUUCUCGUGCAUAAACUUUGUAAAUAGAUGUUUAUUGUAUCAAUGAUUUGUUAACUCCCAUUCAAUCAAAAAAUGCAUGAGAAUGUCAUUGUUUUUUUUUUAAAUUGCAUUGUUUUCACUCCAGCCUGUAAGUUUUAUAUAUUUUAUUUCCAUUACUGUAUAAUAUUAAGAUUAUUCUUAAUCAUUCUAGUCUUUCGACGCGUCUUGGGGCGAUAAUCCAAUUCCAAUAAUGCAUUAGGAAGAACCAAACAUAGUGGUGUGAUAUCAAAUGUCCUUUUUUUUCAUUUGUUCUCCGUGUUUAAUGUUGGUUAUUGGAUUAUCAAUGGACUCUGCGUUCGUCAGUUUAUUAUAAGCAAGUUUUUACUUCAAAAUAUGAUUAUAAUGUCGAAUCAUUUUCAAAUUCAAUGGUAUUUGACUCUAAACUCAUGUCCAAUAAAUAAAAUUUGAGUUAAAAAAA